Molecule: messenger RNA, 5186 nt
Organism: Stegostoma tigrinum
Lineage: Eukaryota; Metazoa; Chordata; Chondrichthyes; Orectolobiformes; Stegostomatidae
Product: 5'-AMP-activated protein kinase subunit gamma-1
Exons: 13
Coding region: 166-1170 (334 amino acids)
Source: RefSeq, a predicted model, not a curated record
CGGGCUGGUGGGCGCAGCUGCGACAACGGGCCAUCUUGCGUUCGUUGACUUGGUGAGCAGGCGCGGAACGGAAAGCGGUGCUGUGUGGAUGGGGGAGCGGAGGUGAAAGUCCGGCGUGGGGAAGAAAGCGGCUGAAGGAAAGCUGAGACAGCGACCAGUGGAGCAAUGGACUCGGCUAUUGCUGUCUUCGAAGACUUGGAGAAAUUGAAUUCUUCUGGAGAUGCGAACAACUCCAACAAUGAAGUCUACACUCGCUUUAUGAAGUCGCACAGAUGCUAUGAUCUUGUUCCCACCAGCUCCAAACUUGUAGUAUUUGAUACUUCUCUGCAGGUGAAGAAGGCUUUCUUUGCUCUGGUUUCAAAUGGAGUUCGUGCUGCACCACUCUGGGAUAGCAAAACACAAAGCUUUGUUGGCAUGCUCACAAUCACAGAUUUCAUUAAUAUUUUACACAGAUACUACAAGUCACCGCUGGUUCAGAUUUAUGAAUUGGAGGAGCACAAAAUAGAAACGUGGCGAGAGGUUUACUUGCAAGAUUCAUUUAAACCAUUGGUGAGCAUCUCCCCAAAUGCCAGCUUGUACGAUGCAGUUUCAUCACUAAUUAAGAACAAAAUUCACCGUCUUCCAGUCGUCGAUCCAUUGACCGGGAACACACUCUACAUUCUAACACACAAGCGCAUCCUGAAGUUUCUCAAACUCUUUAUCUCAGAGAUGCCCAAACCAGAUUUUAUGUCUAAAACGUUGGAAGAGUUGAACAUUGGAACAUACAAGAACAUUGCAGUGGUGAACAAAAACACUCCCAUUUAUGUGGCUUUGGGAAUCUUUGUGGAAAAAAGAGUAUCUGCGUUGCCUGUUGUGGAUGAAUCUGAGCGAGUCAGGGAUAUCUAUUCUAAAUUUGACGUCAUUAACCUUGCUGCAGAAAAGACCUACAACAACCUGGAUAUUACUGUAACAAAAGCGCUGCUGCACCGCUCUCAGUACUUCGAAGGGGUACUGAAGUGUUACAAGCAUGAAACCCUCGAGACGAUUAUCAACCGUCUUGUGGAGGCAGAGGUUCAUCGGUUGGUGGUAGUUGAUGAUCAUGAUGUGGUAAAGGGGAUUGUCUCGCUCUCUGAUAUUCUACAGGCAUUGGUGCUAACAGGAGGAGAUAAUUCUUCCGAGCUCAGACAGUGAAUGAUGUCUAUCAAGUGCACCUGUAAGAUCGUCCCCGCAUUGAGUCCUCACCAGCCUGGAAAUCUUUUGUCUAAGGAUAUGCACCCAUGGUGGCACAAUGUUUUUUCACUGUUGCAACACUUCCAUAAAAUAGAGAAGGAUCCUGGCUACUGCUCACUGUUUCCAUUUUGACUGAACUUUGAAAUGUUUCUGCACCUUUCUACUUAAAGCCAUUGACUUCUGUGCCCACUGAAAUGAUACUGCAGGUCAGGUCAAAGGAACGGAAUCUUUUGUUUUUCUUAUCCCAUCCUACCUCAGGUGGAUAGCUGAGAAGUCUAUUAACAUGACUGAUUAUUUCAUUAUCUGAGCAUCAGUUUUUUCUUGUACUUUGAUUUAAGUUUGAUUAUCUGUUCUAUUGCUAGAUAUUGUCCAAUUUAUAUAACUACUCCUGUUAUUCAAUGCUUGUUUAAGACUCUGAGCGAUGCAAACACAGUUACUGAAAAACAGGUUGCAUGAAUACUGUGUAAUUGUCUUUUUGACUGAGGUGUUGGGCAGUCUAGUACCUGAUUUGUCAGAUACCCGCUUCCAAAAAAAAGCUGUUUUUGAUGUAUCCUUUCAUACUUUGCAAUAUGUAGCAUCAUGCACACCAAAAGAUUUUAAGUGGUUAUCUUUAACAGUUUGGUUUGCACAGUUAAAUUAUUUUUGCACUUUUGACUAAAACAGUUUGAGAAUCUGUGCUUCUCCUUCCUGGAGCCUCCCCCUUUGAACCCAGUUAAGAAACUGCAUUUCAAUGUAGAGUAUUCCUUCCAACAGCAGAAUCCCAUGAAAAUUUCUGCAAUGAUUUCACUACUUAAAGUCACAUGCUAUUUAAGGUCGUUUUUAAUUUCAUUUGGACCUGUUCUGAAAUGGGCCUAAUAGACAAAAUUGAGCUUGGCUUUUCAAAACUACAAACCACUACAAAGAGUGUCCAGCCUAACACCUCCAAAAGUUUUAAUACAAAAGCAAAUUUGAAAUUGGUUGUCAUGAUGCUUAAAUAAAUUGUAUUUCUUUAUUCCUAGGAAAAUGAUGAUUGUAGAUGCUAUAAUUCAGAGCUGGAGUCUCCUCUUUGUCACUGAUCCUUUUUUAAAGUCAUUUUGUUGCUUGUGGAUUUGAGUGUCAGAAAUAUGUUUUGCUUUUCAUUUCUACAAACAAAACCAAUUCUGAAUGAAGCUUGGUUUUUGAUGAUAGACUCCUGGAAUGCUGGUGCACCAGGUUGAAAGUGUUGUUGAUGGUUGGAACAUCAGUUUGGAAAAUGUUUGCUUUUAUUACUUGGAUUCUAUUUGGACCCAGAGUGCAAACGUGUACAAGCCUCACACUACACCAUUUAUGAGAUGUAGCUUUAAUCCACUUGUGUGCAGUGUGUAUAGUAGUAUUCUGUGCUGAUUUUAUUUUUCUUUUGAUUAGGUGGUAGUUUGCAAAUUGGUGGUUGUGGCUGGAAUUUUGGACAUUCUGAUAUGGCAACACAGAUGUUCCAACAAAGUUGGGUAUUUUAGUUUCUUUGUGAUGUAUUUUGGUAAGUUGCCGAUGCCUAAGCAGAUAGUCGAGAAUUCUGAUACAAGAUGAAGGCAGAAACCCAAAUUGGUUGGACUGAUGAGCCAGUGGAUUCUGAUGAUUACAGCUGCAGUUAUGAAUCAGCUAAAUGUAGGAUUCAUCUGUGCCAAAGGUGCAAGGGAACCUAGUUCUUACAGCUGUACAUAGCUUGAUGUAUGGUGUGCAGUUUUCUCUCUCACCACCAAAGCCCACUGCGCACCCCUUCAAAAAAAAACAAAGCAAUAUGGUUUCACUCCUCCAAACACUCCGCUGGACUGGGACUCAAUCUUGCCAUGAGGUAAAUUGUACAAAGUUAACUUCGCAAUUGUAAGCUGAUUGUAAUUAAUAGGAAAAAAAUUAUGGAUAUUUUCUCUGCUGCAGGUGCGAAUGUGGGUUGAGUAAUGUUGAUUGCAGUCAUUCUCCUGACACAGUUAUAUUGUCCUUAAACAGCAAUAAAUUACUGUAAACAUACAAUGUGAAUGUUGCAUCUAUAUUUUGUUGAGGCGAUUGUUGAAAAUAUCAGAAGGGAAGAAGAACCGCUUUCCUAAAACUGGCCUUUGGUGUAACAAAAAAGCCCCAGGUCCGUCCAAUUUUUGUCAAUACGUGAGUACUAUUUCUUCCCAGUUAUCCCCUGCUUUCUACUCCUGACCUCUGAAAAUGUUGCCACUUUCUAGAGUGGUGUUGGCAGCCCUUCAGAACUUUGCCCAAGUGACCACUCUUUCAGUGUAAGGUAGUGGUGGGCUUUUAACAGACAAAGCCUUUCCCCUUCCUGCCUAACAGCAAUCUGGAUGCCUCCACACCCCAAGCACUGCAACAGUUCAAGAAGGCAGCUCAGCACCACUUUCUCCAGAACAAUCAGGGACAGGCAGUAAACGCUGGCAUCGCCAGCAACAGCCACAUCCUGUGCACAAAUUUUAAAGAAAAGAUGAAUCAGUAUGAGAGCCCUGAAUUUGUCUGUCUCCCUCUCUGAAGAGUGUAAGAUCCCUGCUGGGUUUUAACACAGCUUGACUGUUUGUUUGAUUCAUAAAUUUUAAAAUUUAUAAUAUGGCCCAUUUGUGGCAUGAUAGAAAUGUAUCUUGGGAAAGAAUAUAGUCUCUUUUUUAUGUAUACCCCAGGCAGAUAAUCCAGACUGCAGGUUUGACUGCUUAAUUCUGAAAAGUCUACACAGCAAGGCUUCUCCAAAGGAAGUUGGCCAUGAUUGCUGAAACCAGCACAUUGUCCGCUGGACUGGACAAUCACCAGCAGCAGUUCCACAAGCAACACUGAAAAUAAUCAGUGUUGGGUUUACAAAUGACUGAUGACAUGUAAUUAUUGGUACACGCCUUAAAUUGGCAGCAUUUCACAUUGUAUUUAACUGUCACGUCUUUGUGAUGCUGUCACUAAAGAAGGAUAGCCUUUUAUAAUUGCAGUGUGUCCCAAAAUGCUUUAUGACUAAUUAAGCACUUUUGAAAUAUCAGUUAUAAAAUAACCUAGAAAGAGACCCACAUCAGACAUUGUAGAUUUGCCAAAUUUCCAUGUUGAUCUGUUGCUGUUCAGCAUUUUAUUCCUUGGACACCAAAAUGUUUGAACUCUUGAAGGUAGUUGCAGAUCAGAAAUGAAAUGGGGAAAAAAAAAUCAAUAUUUCUAGGUUGAAAGAAUUUCUGUUUGCUUCUUGUAAUUUGUUUCCCCUCAUUUCCUCUCUGUUUUUCGGGCCUUGUGUUGCUGCUGCUUCCCAUUGCCACUGGUUCUUGCAUUGGCCUCCAGCUGACUGGGCAAGAUGAACAAACUUGCCAAUCAUUGGGUCUAAAUCAAUGGUGACGCUAUUGGUGAAUAAUGUAAAUGUUUUCAAGCUCCAUUCAGUGUGGGGUCCAAAGGGACAGCAAGAGAGCACCAAAGUUUAGCAGAAAAGUCCAUUGACAUGUUUUGAGGGUUGGUGGGAGGGAAGGAAAAUCAUUUUCUUAAUAUACCAAGAAAACUCCCUGACAUCCUUGUAACAUCUGUUUCCUGAAACAAACUUGCCAAUCGUGUGCCACUUAAACAUUGCUCUGUAGACUGUCUGGAAUUCUGUUUUUAAACCAUUUUGUGUUUUGGUAAAUGGUUUUAUAUGAUGCUGAAUGCAGUUUGUUCAUUAAUGUAAAACAAUUGAGUUGCGUUUUAAAAAAGACAAUUGUAAUGGAAUCAAUGUGAACUUAAAGUGCAGUGGUUAUUUCUUCAUAAAGUUGAAAUGAUAUUUAUUCCGAUCAUAGUCCAAACAUUUCUCUCGUAGAAUAGUCUUUACACUCCUUUUGCAUUUCCUUGUGAAGGUUUGAAAUCUCACUCGAAGUAUUAGUUGUAACGUAGUUAAAGCUAAAAUAAAAUUCUUUAAAAUGUGUCACUUAUUUUCUUGAUUUUGACUUAUCUGUAUCCCCUUUGGCUAAUAAUGCAGUUCAUUUUGCUUGAUGUCCCUGUUAUGAUCGAGGUGCCCAUUAAAGUUAAUUAAAACAAAAUCA